AUGGUCCUCCUCAGUAUUCUUAGAAUCCUUUUUCUUUGGGAACUGGUGUUUUUCAGGGAAUACAGGGCAAAAGUAGGGAAGCCUUCUAUUGGCCUCCUGGCUGAGGAUUCUACUUGGCCCCUGAUUUGGAAGUUGCUAGAAGCAGCUAAAGAAGCCAGGCUCCUAGGCUCCCUACAUGUUGGAAUUGUACUGGAGUUGAGCUUACUCACAUGGAAACCUAGGGAGAAAAACACCAUUGGGAUGGUGAGAAUACCACUAGCCAGAGCCACUGUGGUUUACUGCCUUCAACUCCAGCCAACUCACUUCCACUUCUCCUGCCAUGUAGAGCCCUGGGUUGGGAAAAGCCUGGCCAACCACUUUCCUCCUUCAGGAAGAGGCUCUUCAAAGCUUUCUCUGAUGUCUAAAGCUUAUAAAGAAGGGAUCACACAACAUGUUCAGCAAAACCUUUGGAAUCACCAGGGAAUCAGGGUCCUAUGACUUCAUUUCCUGUCUCAGCAGCAAAAAGGCAGUGAGGGUCUUAAGCACUGGCAGUGUCCCACUUGAGCCUUGGACCUUACCUUCUUGUUACUCUAUUUCAAUGGCACUCAUAAAGGUGUUCAAAAGGUUAAACCACUUCUCAGAGUCCCGGAAGAGUUUGCCGGGACGCCAGCCCUCCAUUCUAAGAAGGUUCCUGGUUCCUCCUGGGAACAUGAUGGGCCUGAAAAUAACCAGUGUUCCCUCUGCCGUUUCCAAGUCAGCUUUCACCAGCUGGACUGGGAUCAGUAGGUCAUUGCUCCCCAUCACUGUGAAGGAGCCUGCCCUUGGGUACGAGGCUAUGCUCUCAAGCCCCCCCCCAUCAUUCAGAACCUUAUAAAUGAGCUGGUGGCUCAGAGUGUCCCUCAGUUCUCAUGCAUACCUUAAAAAUAUAUCCCCAUUAAGAUCCUUCCAAUGGAGGCAAAUGGGAGUAUUUUGCAUAAGGAGUAUGUGGGCAUGAUAGCUCAGUCUUGUUGAACAUGCAGAUGA
Messenger RNA from Nycticebus coucang (slow loris), 1002 nucleotides. It is a transcript of the gene BMP15, whose product is annotated as bone morphogenetic protein 15. NCBI's taxonomy places the organism in Eukaryota, Metazoa, Chordata, Mammalia, Primates, Lorisidae. Gene Ontology annotation, biological process: SMAD protein signal transduction; BMP signaling pathway. The record is from RefSeq and is a predicted model, not a curated record. Gene Ontology annotation, molecular function: growth factor activity; cytokine activity. Gene Ontology annotation, cellular component: extracellular region.